Armigeres subalbatus is the source of this 2253-nucleotide messenger RNA. RefSeq names its product serendipity locus protein alpha-like. Gene Ontology annotation, molecular function: beta-catenin binding; actin filament binding. NCBI's taxonomy places the organism in Eukaryota, Metazoa, Arthropoda, Insecta, Diptera, Culicidae. Bases 101 to 2143 code for a protein of 680 amino acids. Gene Ontology annotation, biological process: cell migration; cell-cell adhesion; cellularization. Gene Ontology annotation, cellular component: membrane; cytoplasm; adherens junction. The transcript is spliced from 5 exons. The record is from RefSeq and is a predicted model, not a curated record.
CCCUUAUCAACUCGUUCAACCGUUUUGCGCGUUUGGUGAAGCAGCAAGCUAACGGAAAAAAGGAUCAUCGUUCGCAAAAAAAUAUUGAACAAAACCAAGAAUGAUUCCAGAACUUCAGGAAGCGAUAAAACUUGCGCAAGAAAAUUUAUACAGAGGAUUUAUAUCCUCAAAGAGAAGCAGCAUAGAUUGGUUGAAUACCGUUUGUGGGGAUUUUCAUAAAUUAUUUCGAGUUCUACAUAAAUACCUGGCAUUCGAGGUGUAUAACAAUGUAGCAUUCAUGGAAAUGGCUUUUCUCUGCUUGUCGCAAAUUGUCAUUUGCAUCAGGAGCCUGGAGCGAACGCUGGUAACUGAGCAGGACCAGAAGUGCAUUUUGUCGGCCACUCGUCAAUGUUUUCUGGACCGGAUAAUUUGGUGUUUAACGAAGCUUAAAUCCCUCACAGAAGAGCAAAAUCCACCUGCACAGGAAUGCACUACAGAAUCCAAUUUCGUCAGUUUCCUUGACCUGGCACUGAAUUUGGUUGGACCGUUAACGGUUUCGUUUGAGGAUCCUGAACCGAACCACGCCCAGCAGAACGCUGAUGCGACAUCGGAAUGCGCACGAAUUAGAUCAGUGAUUGAGGCACUGAUCACGCAGACGUUUGCUUUCGGCAACGUGCUGGAAGACGGGGAUAGAAACCGACUGACCAACGUUUGUCAGAAAGUGCUGAAAGAAUGCUUUGGGCUGGAGAAAGAAUCGGCACUUGUGGAAGGUCGGCCAAAUGGCCAAAAUAGACGUUUGAAGGCGAGCGUUUUAGAGAGUGCCAUCUACCAACUGGAAACGCAAGUUAACGAUUGCUUGUUGAAGAUAGUUUACGAAACGUUUGCAGAAAUGGAUCGUAAAUUGAUUGGUCAAAUGAGAAAGUUGGUCAAAGAUGGAAUACGAGAGGAGGAAAUCGAUAACAUGACGAACCGGAUUGAUACCAUGGUGGAUAGGAUUAUGCAGAUUGGUUUAUUUGCAAUAUCCUACGCUGAUAACUACAAAGCUGCCUCUGAUAUCCGUAGCUGCUUGGCAUCUAUCGAGGCUCUUGAUUCCUAUCUGAUUCCCUCAUUCUACGUGCCAUGCGAUUACCACUCGAAACUGCUGGAAGAUCACUGGAUGGAAGAGUCAGCUGUUCUUCGCGGUCACGUGCAAAGGAUAAUUGACAGCAAUGCCUUUGCUCUGUGUUUGAUCGAAAUCGUCGACGGUGGAAUCGAUCGGUUGGCCGAGCAGUACGAUCCAACAAUUGCUGAAAAUAUCGUUCGAAAAGCAGAUGUCUUCAAACAGCACAUAGAGAUCAACGCCACUGAUUUGAAUUUAAACCAGUUGGAGUCGUUGAAAAUACAUUUCGAAGAUUUUAAAACAAUGACGCUUGAGUGCAGGGCCAUAGUGAAAUGUUUCGAGUCAGAUUCUUCUAUAGGGGUCGAUCGGAUUUUGAAAAGGUUCCGCAUAUUGCUGAACAAAUUGAGAAAGAUUCAGCUGUCGAUUAGCGCUGGUAAAGUGAAUCAGCCAACUAGGGAAGAGGCAACUGAUGCUGCGACGAAGGAUGUUGCCCAAACCGACGAGGAAAAGGAGGUCGAUCAGAGUGUAAAGGAAUUUUUCUGCAACACUGUUCAGAAACCGUCGACCGGCAGUAUUUUGUAUCGCAGCACAAGGGGAGAGAAAUCCCGACGGGAUUCAACUGUUUCGUUAUUGGAAAUGAAGAGUUUCUCCGACGUAACGGCCCAAUUGCGGAAGCGAGCGGAAACCACCUCGGAUGGGAGUUUUUCCAAGAAGUCACUGCCAGAUCACUUCAGUCGGAGAAAAUUAGUCAAGCGCAAUAGCUUACGUGUGGUGCUGUUCAAACGUCAGCAGUGCAAACAAACGGCGGAGUAUUUCGAGAGUUUCAAAAGCGACAUCGAUUUGCAAAUAACAGAUAUUUUAGAUCAACUGACCGAUUUGUCAAGUACAUUUUCACGAGCCUCAAAUGCAGAGGAGCUAGAUGAUAAAGCAUUGAAAAAGAAUGAAGAAAAAGUAAUUUCAACUGAAGCAAUGACCACACCAAUUGCGAGGAAGUCUAUCACCAAGGAGGAGAUAGCGAUCCAUGAUGACAACAGGAUUAGUAUAAAUAUAACUACUGAUAUAUAAAUUUUAAAUUUAUAUUAAGUGAUCAUUAUGUACAUAAAGUUUGGUGUAUGGUUUCUACUUAUAUGGAUUGCGUCCACUGAAAAUCUCGAUUUGAUUAAAUCUUUAAAGUU